Aphanomyces invadans is the source of this 924-nucleotide messenger RNA. RefSeq lists its product as hypothetical. Lineage: Eukaryota; Oomycota; Saprolegniomycetes; Saprolegniales; Verrucalvaceae. The coding region runs from base 1 to 924 and encodes 307 amino acids. The transcript is spliced from 2 exons. The record is from RefSeq and is a predicted model, not a curated record.
AUGCAUCUCUCGUUGUCGCUCGCCGCGGUCCUCGUCGUUGCGAGCGUCGAGGCCGCCCGCAAGACCCACACGGCGUUCACGCGCCCCAUCGUGCUUCCCCAAGGCGGCGUCAGCAACGACUUUCACAUCCUGCCGAUCCCGAAAGGCCCGAUCGCUGUGUCCCGCUUCGCCGCCGAAAUCGUCGAGAUCCUUGACAACGGCACGGUCGUCCCGACGCCCAACUACGACGCGUACCUGCACCACCACGUCGUCGGGUCCCGCCACUCGUCGUACAAGGCCAAGCAGUCGACGUGGACACCGAUGAAGAACUCGGAGCGCAUGUAUGCGGGUGUCGGGUUUGGCGCCGGAACCGAGUCGCGCGGGACCCCACAAGAAUUUCAGUUCCCCUAUGCGUUCGUCACGUCGGAGGGCGAAGACGAGUGGAUCGCCAACGUCCACAUCAUCAACACGCGCCAGAUGACUCCCGACCGCGCCCACCACUGCCUCGAGUGUCCGUGCACGUCGUCGGACCUGUUCGCCAACGGCACGGUCAACGGGUACGAGCUCGGGUUGGUGUGCAACGCACAGCUCUUGCACGAGAAGAACGCCGCGUGCUUUGCCGACACGUACUCUGGAGGUCUGCGGUGCUGCAACGACAAGGAGCUGUGCUUGGAGCCGGCCGACCUCGACGCCACCGCCCCCAACUCGACCUACUACCUCCAGUACACGUUCGACUACGACGACGUCGUGAGUCCCCAAGUUCGCCCGUUGUACCUGGCUGCGUGCUGUGACGCGUCGGGCGACCUCAAGUACCACGGCGCCGUCGAGUACGACAUCCCCAAGUGCAUUCCCGACGAGAACCCGGGGUGCACGCACACGCUGUCGACGCGCCAGCACAUUGGUCGCGCCGGCGCACCGCGGCGGCCUCGGCAUCCAGCUAUUUGA